Gymnogyps californianus (California condor) is the source of this 2892-nucleotide messenger RNA. RefSeq names its product protein phosphatase 1 regulatory subunit 17 (gene PPP1R17). Gene Ontology annotation, biological process: regulation of phosphatase activity. Gene Ontology annotation, molecular function: protein phosphatase inhibitor activity. Lineage: Eukaryota; Metazoa; Chordata; Aves; Accipitriformes; Cathartidae. The transcript is spliced from 5 exons. The record is from RefSeq and is a predicted model, not a curated record. The coding region runs from base 316 to 792 and encodes 158 amino acids.
GAGGCGCUGCCGGCCUCCCCCGUCCCGUUCCCUCUCCUUCGGCCUCAGCAACUCGUGGAAGAGGAAGGAAGCACGAUUACCACCCGCUGGCGGGGCAGGGGAGCGGUGAUGCUGUUCCCCAGCCCCCCGGAGGACGCCUGAGCGCGGCGUUGCCAUAGCGACGGCUCCCGCUGCUCCCUAGAUAAGGCGGGCAGGAGCAUCAGCUGCAGCCCCAGCCCAGAAAGGUCCCGCUCCAGCGAGCCCCGACGCCAAAUCGCACCCGCCCCACCGCCUCGCACCGCUUCUAACUUCAAAGGGGGAGAAAAGCUUAUUUCAAUGAUGUCAACAGAAUGUGUUCAGCCACUUGAUAUCCCAGAAGACAGACUGGACAAGCGAGAUUCACACUGUAGCCAUUUAGAAGAUCUUUCAGAGCAGCUGAUUAAGAGCUGUGACCUCAAAAAGAAACCAAGAAAAGGUAAAACCAUCCCGGCUUCCCAAAACACUGAACAGGAGCAAAAAAAGCCAAGGAGAAAAGAUACACCAGCUUUGCACACUCCACCACCUCUAACAGGCAUACUUUCAGACUUUUCUGAUAAUCUGCUGAAAAGGUAUGGUAUCACAGAGAAGCCACAGAGAGAGAGAGUGAGUCCAGGCUCUCAGGUCACCGAACUGGAGCAGAAAAAGCCCAGGAGAAAAGAUACGCCUGCAAUACACAUCCCACCCUUGAUAAUAGGCACUAAGCUGCUUACAGAAGAAAAGCAAACAGUGAUUAUGGAAGAUGAAGAAAAGGAUGGAGACACAAUCCCCAGUUAAGAUUACAGUGACAUUUCCAAUAAUGCAGUGUAAAUAAUUCUGGGUCAUUCAAAGUGGCAGCACAUAGAAAAAAAAAGUCCUUUCAUUUUUAUAAAUAAUAAUUUUCUCAAGCAUGCACUUGAAUUUAAAUUAUCUUCAAGUGCUUAUCUGCAUCUCAUGAUAUCCCAGCAAGCAUCAUAGCAGACAAUGACAGAAAUUUCACUUACACGUGGGGUUGGAAGGAUUCUCUUGGUUUACUAAAAGCGGCUUCCCAGGAUUUUUGUCAAUGAGGAAUCCACCUCAGAUCAGAUCUAGCUUUGUGCAGCGUAGUGAUAAGGGUUAACACAAAGGACACCACCAAUCCAGUGUGCCUGGCGCUAGGUACCAGAGCGGUUGGUAGCACACAGCAGUAAAGCAUCAACUAAUGAUUCAAAGUGCAUUUUUCUCCUGACAUUUCACCUCAUUUGUCCAGCUUUCCUCUGCUGGAAUAAUACUGACCACAGUGAAAAUUCCCACGUGCAGAGCUGAUGGGAUAGAUGGAAGGAGUGGGAGGGCAGGAAUCAACGCUAAGAGUCCCUGAAAUGCAAAGCAAACACUUCUUCUGCCUGUAUCUGCUUGUGACUUGUGUUUGUGAGGAGAAAAGGGUACAUUUACUGUAGAAUGAAAACUUACAGCUAAGGGCUGUCAGCAUUGACACAUCAAACAGGACAGAGAGCAGAGCUCUCAGAAGAGAAACAUACGGGAAGUGCAAUGCCUGCCUGUUACACCAGUGUAGACUAGUUUUUUUUCUUUCAAAGGUUUUAUUCCUGGGUUGGUGAAAGAUAAACUAGUUGGAUAGUUGAUCCUUUUACUCCAUUUUUUUUUUGUUGACAUCUACUUUUUAAACUGAGUUCUAGGUUGUCAGUUAGGAGGGGCCGUAAAGAUUAAAAAUCACAGCGGGAGAGUAAAAAUUGAGUAAAAGUAAUAGUGUUACUCAAUGACAUACGCAUACUGCAAGGUGGAACAGCACCAUGCUUUUUUUUUAAUAGCUUACCUCAUUGAUUCAAUCAAGAAUUGUUUUCACAGCCAGCUACAGCCUUCAGCAUUUGUACAAAGAGACGGGUACUUGUAGAAUAUUAUAUAAAAUAGGUAGAACUGGGUAGUUUUGUGCUUACCUUAAUAGCUCUGUGCGCUAGAUGGAGCAGCACUGCCAGCUGGACCCUUAGGGAUCUCAGCAGAGAGGUUAAAGAUUAUCUAGCCUGGCAGACUGAAUUUAGUUAUCUUUUUAACACCCUUAGGCAGACAGCUGAGGAGCACACUAGUUUGGACUUCAUUUGCCACAGUGACUGACCCAGCAUCUUUCAUGAGAACACAGUCCAUUCACAGAUAUUCAGCUUCAAGAUGUAAUCAACAAGCUUAUAAUAAAUAAUCGUGUAUUAAAGUGUACAAGAGGCCAGUUAUAUUAUUAAUGGGAUGCCUGAUACUUAGGAGGUGUACGUUUUUUUAUCCUGUUAAUCUAUCAGUGAGAUGAGAUAAUAUUUAAAAUAUGAACAAUCAAUAGUUCACACAACAACAUUCAUGUAAGGUACACAGUAAAGUAUGCCACAGCAAGUACAUGACAACGAAUAUGCGCGAUUCGAGUCUAGCUUUACCAGUGAAGUUGGUGAAUGUUUUCAGUGCACAAUACAGCAAGAGUGAGAGCGUGGAGUCCUGAAAAGAUUCAAAUGAAUAUCAGCAAUGGAUUAGCUGUGAAAAUGUACAUGUUUAGACAUGGAGACCCUUAACAACACAAGGCAGGAGCACAAAUCGGAUGUGACUGACUUCACUGCUCUGAAGAGGAUUUGUUUCCAAGCCUGGGGAAUGCUGACACAGCUUAAUACGAAAAAAAAGAGCACCCUUUAAGCCUAGCACUGUAUGUUCUUCGCCAAAGAGGAGUUACGGUCCCAGUGACAUCUCUGACAGCACAGCAGCCUAAUUUACCAUCCCUGUAUAGAUCAACUUGAAGCCCAGCCAUAAAAAUGCCGCAACAUACAUCAUUUGCUGCAGCUCAUUUAAAAUUGCAUAUUCAUAGCCUGGUAAUUCAGCAUUUACUGGUUUUCCACCCAGGAGCAACAUGAGUGACUAAAAAGUAAUUUUUCACUU